AUUGACUGGGUAAAGAAAUGGAAUGUUGGCUUUCAUCAGACGCGGAGGCUGUACAAUCCUUACACUGACAACAUGCAAGUCCAUAUGAGCAGAGAUGGACAGGAAGUGGAGGCCAGUGUAGGAGACCAGCUUAUCAAACUUUGGGACAAGAGUGGGGGCAGCAGUACAGGAGGUAGUGGUGGCUAUAAGGGGCCCAACAACUAUAUGGUGGGCAGUGGUGGACCACCUAUCAUGCAUGACCCUCAAGGUCCACCCCCACCACCCCGCCAUCCUCUCCAUCCGCCACAUCUUGGCCCUGUCCACUCUCCUUUCCAUCAUCACUUUGGGAGGAACUAUGGUAAUGGCUAUGGUUAUGGUGGAGGUAGUGGCAGUGGGGGAGGUGGUGGCUGCAGUGGGGGUGGUGGGUAUCGUGGGGGUUACAGGUACGGAUACAGGCGGUAGAGGGCCAGGUGUAUAAUGCCUUGGCAACCAUGUAUCCAGAUGACUUGUCCCACAAUUUUCAGUAGAAAAACAUAUAAAAAGAAAGAUGAAGGUCUGCUUCUAGAGCAGUAUUCUUGAAGCAGAAACAGAGUACUCUUGCAUGCUCCAAGCAUUUAGCACAAUAUUUAUUCUGUGAUGAUAGUUAAGGAACCACUCCCUUUGUGCUCACAUGAUCUAGCACAGUGUAGGAUCUGUUAAUAUUUCAUUAUUAGAUAUUGUCUUCAUAAAAUAACAAUGAUAAUGAUUGUGGAGAACAAAACACAGAACCAGUAGACAUAUAUCAAAUCAGGUUGUACAUGCUUCUUAUUUUUUGUUCUUCAAUUUAUUCUCUAUUCUGAAAAAGCUGCUGAAGAUUUAUAAACCUUAUAGUUGGGGAUGGAUAAAAAAAAGAUUGCAUUUAUGGUCGACUUUUUCAUUCUCUCUCAUGUUUUUCAUGUUGUUUUCAUUAUUUUUGUUCUUUAUAUCUUAAUUUUAUUCUUUAUAUUUUGUUUUGU
Penaeus vannamei (Pacific white shrimp) is the source of this 974-nucleotide messenger RNA. The record is from RefSeq and is a predicted model, not a curated record. Lineage: Eukaryota; Metazoa; Arthropoda; Malacostraca; Decapoda; Penaeidae.